AAACAUUUUCAGCUAACUUGUGUCUCUCUAACCCUGACUCUGUCAAAUACCAUGUCUAUCUAGCGCAGACAAGCCCCCUACCGUUCAUCGUUGGCGACCAUCCACGACCUCCACGACAACACUCCAAGUAGCUGACGAUCACUACUACCAUCAUCUUCUCCGGCGAAGCCUUUUUCAUUUUUUCCAAGAUUCUUGCAAUCUUCAGGAAUCGAGCUUUUAUUAGAUUUGUACGCUACCACAUGGGUUCUAAAGCUCAAGAGGAAUAUGCUGCAUUUGAAGAAAAGGUGAAGCGAACAGUUUAUAUUGACAACCUCUCACCACAGGUCACUGAAGCUGUCCUGAAAUCAGCUCUAAAUCAGUUUGGGAUUGUGCUGAGGGUAACAUUUGUUCCAAAUUACUUGGAACCUCAGAAUAUCUCUCGCUGUGCUUUGGUAGAGAUGAAAGAGGCCAAGCAUGCCAAAGCUGUCGUCUCAGAGAUUGCUCAGUUUCCUUUUAUGGUGUCUGGAAUGCCAAGGCCUGUGAGAGCACGGCCUGCUGAAAUUGAGAUGUUUGAUGAUCGUCCAAGGAGACCUGGCAGAAAGAUUCAUUGCCGCUGGUUGGAGCCAGGUGACCCUGAUUUUGAGGUGGCAAGGAAGCUGAAGCGUCUUACAAGGAAACAUGCUGCUGAAGCUUCUUUUUUGCUCCAGCAACAAUUAAAGAGAGAAGAAAAGCUACAUAAGCAGCAGUUGGAGACACUAAAGGCAAAUUACAAUAAGUAUGAGAUGGUAGAUGGCAUCUUUGCUGAUAAUUCUGUACAGCGUUUAGCAGAUCAUUAUCGUAUGAGAAUCUCAUAUGAUUGAUAAACUCUUUUGUUUUCUUAUUGUUUCGCCGGAAUACUCGAAGCUUGUACAGAAUUUAAGGUGCAUGAUGCUUGUUCUGAAUUCUAAGUAUAUACUCUACAUCUAUUAGGUAUUUGGACACUUGCAUAUUUUCUUUGGAAUCAAUUAAGCACUGACCUGAUCAAACUCAGAGUGCUUUUAAAGCAAAGAUUACUGGUUAGGGUUUGUUUU
Molecule: messenger RNA, 1049 nt
Organism: Jatropha curcas
Lineage: Eukaryota; Viridiplantae; Streptophyta; Magnoliopsida; Malpighiales; Euphorbiaceae
Source: RefSeq, a predicted model, not a curated record